AAACCUCAUUCCAAGCUCUCUUCAUUGGUUCAUAGCUAGCUAGUUCGCCUCCCAAAAACACCUGCCCUCGUGCGUGGCAGGAGCACGGGCACGAUGAUCAGCACAGCGCACAGCCGGCAGCAGCACCAUGCCUUCGAGAAGAGCCCUGGCAACAGCCACAUGAAGAGCAUCGACAGGAAGCUGCAGCAGGCCAUGAGCCAGGCGGCCAGCAAGUACAUGCAGAGGAUCUACCCUCUAGGCAUGCAGAGGAGCAGCUCCAGCCUCACAUUGUCGUCGCUCUCGCUGUCGCAGAACUCCAACGACUCCUCCAUCAGCAGCUCCAACUCCAGCUGGGAGCCCAAGGUGCCGCUGCUCUACGGCGGCACCUUCAGCCCAUGGGGCGACGUCAUGGUGUCUCGGGAGAUGAGGCGGGAGGACGAUGACAAGGUCAGUGACCAUGACGUCGAAGGAGGCGAGGAGGACUUGGACUGCAGUGAGCCGGGGAGCCUGCGUAGGUGCAGCUGGAUCACCAAGAACAGUGACGAGGCGUACGUCCAGUUCCACGACGAGUGCUGGGGCGUCCCUGUGUACAGCGACAACCGGCUGUUCGAGCUUCUGUCGCUGUCAGGGAUGCUGAUCGACCACAACUGGACGGAGAUACUGAAGCGGCGGGACAUGUACAGGGAGGCGUUCGCCGACUUCGACCCCAGCGCGGUGGCGCGGAUGGAGGAGGAGGACGUGGCGGAGAUCAGCGGCGACAGGGAGCUGAGGAUCGCCGAGUGCAGGGUCCGGUGCAUCGUGGAGAACGCCAGGUGCAUCCAGAGGGUGGCCAGGGAGUUCGGCUCCUUCAGCGGCUACAUGUGGGGCCACGUGAACCACCGGCCGGUGGUGGGCAAGUACCGCCACCACAAGUACAUCCCGUUCCGGACGCCCAAGUCGGAGGCGGUGAGCAAGGACCUCGUCCGCCGGGGCUUCCGCCUCGUCGGCCCCGUCAUCGUCUACUCUUUCAUGCAGGCCGCCGGCAUGGCCAUCGACCACCUCGUCGACUGCUUCCGCUUCCACGACUGCGUCCGCCUCGCCGAGCGCUCCUGGGGCAUCACCAACGUCGCCGCGUAGGCGUAGCCAGCCGGCCCCUCAAUAUCUGUGCAUGCAUGCCUCUCCAAGUUUUUCACACCUUCUUCUUGGUGUUGUUAUUGUUUUUUUGUUUGGAGAUCGGAAUUGUGUGUGAAAUUACGUAGAGUAUGUACUCUACUAAGUUAUGAUGUAAUACUUCUAUUAACUCUUUGCCAAUGAAAAGUAGUACUGAAC
Zea mays is the source of this 1287-nucleotide messenger RNA. RefSeq lists its product as uncharacterized. Lineage: Eukaryota; Viridiplantae; Streptophyta; Magnoliopsida; Poales; Poaceae. Gene Ontology annotation, molecular function: DNA-3-methyladenine glycosylase activity. The record is from RefSeq and is marked validated. Gene Ontology annotation, biological process: base-excision repair.